Mollisia scopiformis is the source of this 1656-nucleotide messenger RNA. RefSeq names its product ammonium transporter-like protein. Gene Ontology annotation, biological process: ammonium transmembrane transport. Gene Ontology annotation, molecular function: ammonium channel activity. Lineage: Eukaryota; Fungi; Ascomycota; Leotiomycetes; Helotiales; Mollisiaceae. The transcript is spliced from 4 exons. Gene Ontology annotation, cellular component: plasma membrane. The record is from RefSeq and is a predicted model, not a curated record. The coding region runs from base 1 to 1656 and encodes 551 amino acids.
AUGGCCACAGCAACACCAACUGUGGGCACCUAUGCUCCAAACUAUGCCUGGGUUGGACCUCCAGCAACCUACAAUGGCACAGGAUUUGACGGUGGUGACUCCGCUGUCGAAAAUCUAAACCAAUGGUUCGAUCCCGGAGAUCAAGCAUAUAUCAUCGUCUCAUCAUGCAUGGUCCUCCUCAUGAUUCCAGGACUAGGAUUUCUAUAUUCAGGGCUUGCACGACGAAAGUCCGCUUUAUCAAUGAUCUGGGCCUGUAUGGCCUCAUUCUCAAUUAUAGUAUUCCAAUGGUACCUGUGGGGAUAUUCGCUGGCAUUCAGCUCGUCUGCUACGAACGGAUUCAUCGGAAAUCUGGGUCACUUCGGAUUACAACAUACCCUAGGAACUCCUUCUCCAGGAUCACCGCUUAUUCCUGAAUUGCUGUAUUCUUUCUACCAACUUCAAUUUUGCGCCACUACAGCCGCAAUCGUAAUGGGCGCCGUGGCCGAACGAGGCCGUCUCAUCCCAGCCCUCGUCUUCAUCUUCUGCUGGGCAACACUCGUCUACUGCCCCAUCGCCUGCUGGGCAUGGAACGUCAACGGCUGGGGCUACAAAUAUGGUGUUCUGGACUACGCAGGUGGUGGACCUGUCGAAAUAGGAUCCGGUCUUUCAGCUCUCGCAUACUCCAUGGUCCUCGGAAAGCGUCAAGAGAAGAUGAUGUUGAAUUUCCGCCCUCACAAUGUCUCUCUCAUCACUCUUGGGACGAUCUUGCUUUGGUUCGGAUGGUUGGGCUUCAACGGUGGCUCUGCUUUCGGUGCUAACCUGAGAGCUGUUAUGGCGUGCUGGAACUCUUGCUUGGCUGCUAUGUUUGGUUCUAUCACUUGGUGCAUUCUCGAUUACCGUCUUGCGAGAAAGUGGUCCAUGGUUGGAUGGUGCUCAGGAUGUAUUUCUGGUCUUGUGGCUGCUACUCCAGCAUCUGGUUUCAUCACUCCGUGGGCUUCUGUUAUUCUCGGAAUCGUCACUGGUAUUGUUGCCAACUUUGCUACAAAGAUCAAGUUCUGGAUCCGAAUCGACGACAGCAUGGACGUCUUCGCUGAGCACGGCGUCGCUGGGAUGGUCGGUCUCCUCUUCAACGCCUUCUUCGCCGCCGACUACAUCAUCGGUCUCGACGGCGUCAACACAGGUCUCAUCACCGGCGGCUGGCUGAACCACAACUACAAGCAACUGUACAUCCAAUUAGCCUACAUCGUCGCCGCCACGGCCUACGCAUUCACCAUGUCAGCCAUCAUCGCUUUGAUCAUUAACUUUAUCCCCGGCCUGCACCUCCGCGCCUCAGAAGAAGCUGAACUCCUCGGAAUGGACGACGACCAACUGGGUGAAUUCGCCUACGAUUAUGUCGAGGUCAGGAGAGAUUACCUUGCCUGGACGCCAGCGAGAGAUGAGCCUGAGAAGACGGAGAGUAAUAUCUCGCCUCAGGACAGACAUGGGAUCCCACAACACAGCGAGAUGAUCAAUGGACACUCGCCGGAUCGAUCGCACAGUAAUGGGAAUCACAACGGAGGCAUCAUUGGUGAUCGUCACGGCGUCGCGGCCGAAGAUGAGAUUAAAGAGAAGAGGGGGAUCAAUGGAGCGAAUGGAGCGCAUGCUACUAAUGGCCACCCACGACAGUCUUUGGAAUAG